AUGUCAUCUUAUCCUGGUCCUGACGAUGAGGAGGAAGAUACCGAGGUUGUCGACUUGGAAGAUACAGAUGAGGUCGAUGAGGAAGGAUACGUAGUCGACGUGGAUGAUGAAGAGGAUAAGAGCUUCGAGGAAGAGUUACAUUGCUCUGUUGAAGGCCUUGGAUGCUGGCAUACCAUCGAUAAUGAGCAAAUAUAUCUAGCACCUGGUGAUGCUUUCGAGUGUAUCAGAGAUCUACUACGGGCAUUUAGAGAGGAAGUUGGUGCAUCUAGACGAGUACAUCGGUUACUGGGUAAAUGGGGUGUUGUGGAGAAGAAGUUGGUACCAAUGCUUAUCAGUCAUAGAGAUGAUUUGGAUGAUAAAUGCUUCCAAAUACUCAGGCUGAUGGUUAUCCUUACUAUGCCUGUCAAUAGAGAUACUCCAGAAUUGGAUACUCAUCUACAGUAUUUACAGGGUUACAAGGCAGCUAUCGGUCUUAAUGAGGAUGUACUCACUAUAUUCAUGACUAUAUUGGAUCAGUGUAUAGGGGUCAGUCUUACUCAAGGACAAUAUUCAAGUAGUAGUAGUAGCACACAGGAGGUGGGGGAUGCCACCAAACGGUUGAGAGCUCAGCAGCAAGAAUUGGUUUUUACAUUGGUGCGUAACCUAUUGGAAAUACCGGAUCCUAGACCAGGGGAUCCUGGUUUUAGCCCAGCACAUAGAGAUCUACAGAUGACUAUGCUCCAGGAACUGUACGAGUCCGGCUUCUUAGACUUCGCUGUGCUAGUUAUGGAAGAUGCACUAAAUGGCCCUACUCCGACUAUAAACAGGAAUAAACAGCUACUUUGGCUGUAUUUUGAGAUACUAUAUCAUGCUUGUGCUAAGAUACGUCCCGUUGACCUGAUAACGGUCGAUGCUCGAUUCAAACCAGAUCUAUCUGCCCUUAUCAAUCGUAGUAUCCUUACUUAUGCAGCAUCACUACCCAUCCUGACUAGGCAUAAUAGAUUCGGCAAAAGAGUCGCUGUUAAUAUGCCCGAUGAUGGUCCCUCUUCUACUAAACAACUGAUAGCUGGUAGACAACGACACUACCGUAAUAAGCUGGUAGAUGAAGCUCCUAACGUGUUCCAGGAUCGAACCUUCACCGAUGUUGAUGUCGGAUCGAAGGUACCAGUAGUUGUUGGAGAUGCUCCUGCUGGUCUGCUACAAGAGGUUAUCUCAGCAGAUGGCGGUGUGUCUAUGAUAAAUCUAGCAGUAUGGGAGAAGUUCCUCAAGAGCUUCGCCUCCUUCAUAGUGGACAUGAUAGACCGAGUGUUUGCUGGCAUUAUGGCAGNNNNUCAUGUGAUCAUCGUGUUGUGUAGAUAUAUUCAAAAGGAUGUAUGUUGGGCUGCAUUCAGAGUAUUCGAUAGAGAUGGCAACGGGAAGAUAUCUCGAGAAGAGUUGCAAGAUGUGUUGGGGAAUGAUGAUGUUAGGACCGCUCUGGGCUCUGAUCUGGUCACACAAAUGAUUAAUGAGGUUGAUCUCAAUGGUGAUGGUGAAAUUGAUUUCGACGAGUUCAUGCAGAUGAUGCAGAAGUCAACAUGA
This is a messenger RNA of Perkinsus marinus ATCC 50983, 1557 nucleotides long. RefSeq names its product calmodulin, putative. Gene Ontology annotation, molecular function: calcium ion binding; DNA binding. Bases 1 to 1557 code for a protein of 518 amino acids. Gene Ontology annotation, biological process: DNA replication checkpoint signaling; DNA repair; replication fork arrest. The record is from RefSeq and is a predicted model, not a curated record. Lineage: Eukaryota; Perkinsozoa; Perkinsida; Perkinsidae. Gene Ontology annotation, cellular component: replication fork protection complex. The transcript has 14 exons.